This is a messenger RNA of Rattus rattus (black rat), 419 nucleotides long. It is a transcript of the gene Spint3, whose product is annotated as serine peptidase inhibitor, Kunitz type 3. Bases 1 to 267 code for a protein of 88 amino acids. The transcript is spliced from 2 exons. The record is from RefSeq and is a predicted model, not a curated record. Gene Ontology annotation, molecular function: serine-type endopeptidase inhibitor activity. NCBI's taxonomy places the organism in Eukaryota, Metazoa, Chordata, Mammalia, Rodentia, Muridae.
AUGCAGCUCCAGGCCUCCUUCUCCUUUUUCCUGAUCCUUACCUUCUGCCAAGAGCUUUGCUCAGAACCAAGACAAGUAGCCAGGAAGUCCUUACCGUCUAUGUGCACACUUCCCAUGGAAAAAGGCGAAUGUCGCGCCAUCUUCGUGAGAUGGUACUAUGAUACCAAAACUAAGAAGUGUGACUGGUUCCACUAUGGAGGCUGCAGAGGCAACGAGAACAACUUUCUGAGCAGAAACCAGUGCCAGACAGUCUGCGCAAGCACCUGACUUGUCAAGCCGUCCCAGCCCUCCACCGAGUCAAGCUCCCUAAGGGACCCCCUGAAGGCUUUUGCUUGUGAAUAAAAAGUGCAUUUCUCUAAAUACGUUUCCCUAAGAUUACGUCUACCGGAAUCGAAUAAAUGUUGUCAUCCUGUUUAAAA